UUGAGCUGGAAGAGGAAGCGCGCCCAAAGAUGGAGGACGAUAGCAAGCGGAAGUGGGACGAUCUCUCCGGAGACGAAGGCGCUUCCGAGGAGGACGACGAUCUGGACAGUGAUGACGAGGAGAUGGCUGGAAGGGCCGCGUAUGAGAAGCUCCUUCCAGAGGCCAAGGAUCAAGUAGGAGAUGCCAAGCCCAGCCUCAAGGACAUGGAGAUCAAGAUUUGCUGCGUGUGCCGCGCCAGGGUCACUGGUUGGGUGGGUCUUAUGGCUCACGCCAGGACCUUCAAGAAGAAGUACGUGGCUCAGCAUCGCGGCUAUCACAAGGCCCUUGUGGAGGUGAUCGAUCCCAAGCCGCAAGAUCGCGGGAAGAAAGUGGAGCUCGCCGAGGCCCGGGUGAGCUCCAGGGUCUUGCUCGAGGAUCACAAGAAAGUGGUCUGGCCGCCGGUGGUGCUUGUGGAUUGCUCGAGCGUGGAGCAGGCUCGGAGCUUGAUCGAGGAGAGUGUGAUCGAUCAAAUUGAGAGGGUCUGCGAAGGAUUUCUUGUUGUCUGCAAGAAGAUCCCUCUCGCUUUGACGCUGCUGCGCUGCUUGAUGGAGCCGUGUAAGGUGCUCCAGCCGGAAGACAUGGCGCGGAUUGAUCCGGAGAGAAAACUGGUAGACUGGUGCGCUAUGAGUUUGGAUGAAGCUGCUAGCUACAUGAAGGAUCUCAACAUGGAUGACGAAAAACUUGCUGACAACGUGAAGGCUCAAAAGCUUCAAAGCUGGAAGCUCGAGGUCGCCCAGGGGAAGACAACUUCGCUGAAUUCGAAUCUAGCGAGCUUGCUGAAGCUCCGUGAGGACAAGCUGACGGAGCUACGACAGAGACACCAGCCCGGUGAUAAUUCUGAGGCUCUUAAGCUCGAGAUCCAGCGAAAAAUGCAGCUCUUUGAGGAGCAGCUGAACCACAAGGAAAAGCAAACCGCACAUCAAAUGGUUUUGAGGAGAGCCAAGAUGGUUAGGCAAAGAAACGAAGCUCUCAAGCAGAAACAACAUCUGGAGCGAUUGCUGCGGAAGCAAGCCAAACAAACCUCGGAGAAAAUGGAGCAGCUGAAAGGCAAGCAACAAAGGGAUGAGGAAGAGCAGCGCAAGUGUUUGGAGAAAAUUGAAUCGGACUUUCGGGGUGAGGAGUUAAUGCUUAUCACACAACACGAAAAUGAGCUCAAGCAGCUCCAAGAGGCGGUGGAGAAAGAGACGAAAAUGGCACUGGACGAGCUGCUGGAUAAACAAAAGCGGGCCAAGCAAGAGCAACAGAACUCUCCAAAAGAAUGCAUUGUUUGCACGAGGCAGUUUUCAUCGGAGCUAAGGAGGGCAGUUCUCGUCCCAUGCGGCCACUACACGAUGUGCAUCGAAUGCUGCUCGGGAAUCUGGAACCUCCGCAAGCCAAAGUGCCCCGCAAAGUGUCCCGUCUGUCGUAUGGUGAUCGAGCUCAAGCCCGAGGUCACCUACGAGUGAGCAACGUACAACAUCAAGGUCGGGUAUUAGCCUCUUUUCCAGAGCGUCUUCUUCACUAUUGAGCUCAGCCUCUCUUUCAUUUAAGCAGGAAAAGUCUAGCGAGACAACUAUCGAAACUUACAGAAGUUAAACAAGAACAGGAAAAUUCUAGCGAGACAACUUUCGGAACUUAGAGAAGUUUAGCAGAGAUAUAUGAUAUAGUCCGGUCGGUCCCCCGACAAAUUUUGUACACUCCAACACUACUAUUCUCUAGCUUAUAAAACCAUGGAAGAUCCCCCAAA
Selaginella moellendorffii is the source of this 1765-nucleotide messenger RNA. Its product is annotated as E3 ubiquitin-protein ligase BRE1B. NCBI's taxonomy places the organism in Eukaryota, Viridiplantae, Streptophyta, Lycopodiopsida, Selaginellales, Selaginellaceae. The transcript is spliced from 8 exons. The coding region runs from base 30 to 1484 and encodes 484 amino acids. The record is from RefSeq and is a predicted model, not a curated record.